Messenger RNA from Nelumbo nucifera (sacred lotus), 4188 nucleotides. RefSeq names its product putative U-box domain-containing protein 42. Lineage: Eukaryota; Viridiplantae; Streptophyta; Magnoliopsida; Proteales; Nelumbonaceae. Gene Ontology annotation, biological process: protein ubiquitination. The record is from RefSeq and is a predicted model, not a curated record. Gene Ontology annotation, molecular function: ubiquitin-protein transferase activity; protein binding.
AGUAAAUAAUGGAAGCAACCGCCCACCGAACCCUCUGAAUGUUCAGCAAUUAGCUGCUUUGAAACGCUCUGGUCUCCGGAUAAGCUAUAUUCAAAGAGGAUGAGGACAGCCCUUCAAAUUAGCCGAUUUGGGCUCUCCCGAUUUUUCACCAAACAUAUAGCUUCAGUGUAGAGCCCACCUCGGAAAGCCAGAAGCAGCGCGCUGCGCUUCGAGCCUUCUCUACCCUCUCAAACGGUCACUUUAUCAACUUUUGGGCUAGCAGUUACACCUGGUCCUGGUGAUUCGUUAAGCUUGGAUUGCACUGGUUGGGGACACAAACGUCAGCAUGAGUUCAUGUUUGAUAAGUCCAUGGCUGCUUGGAGUGCACGGGCUAUGGAGUUAGAAGCAAGAAGAGACCGUUUCAAUGGGUUGCUACUUGCUAGAGUACAUCUACAUUCAUUAAAUUCUUAAACUGAGAUAAAUCGAUACAUUCAUAUCGGAACCCAGAUGCCGCUUGAUUCAAUACAUUGGAUAUUACACCACGAUUUAUCUCAAUCAGCAUGCGAAUCAGUACUCAGGUUUUCCACAUUGAAGUAACCCUUUAAAAAAUGGCAGAAAAGAAGCUCCCACCAAUCCAUAGCCGUUCAAGUUUGCUCAUUCUCCGGCCACUGUGACUAAGUCAUUUAAGAGAGAGAGAGAGAGUGACGUGUCUUAUAAGAGGUUGGAUUCUCUUCUUGAACAGCAUCCAUGAGGAGUGGAGAACUUAUAAGAGGUUGGAUUCUCCUACCAGGAAGAACAAUUGAGAUAGCAGUUCAUUGACUUCAGUCAUAUGUCGCUGGUUGAAGAUACAAGUCCAAUUGUAGUUCUUGGACAGACAUUAUUGGCUACAAUUUCUGAGAUCACAGCCUCAGUUGUAUGUGUUGAGAUAGAACAGGAGAACUUCAUGGAAGUUGGAUGCUAUCUCGAUCGAACUUCUCCAGCAAUAAUUGAGUUGCAGUUUAGUGAGAAUAAACCACUAAAUGCAAUUGAGAUUCUACAAACUCUAACUAAAAGCAUCAAUCAUGCCAAGGAUCUCAUGGAAAAAUGUCGUACCAAAGGCCAUUCAAUUCUAGAUGCAGAAGUCAAAAGCAUAAUAGAACAACUGGAGGGAGUGAUAAAAGACAUAGGUGAGGGGUUGAGCUUAAUACCAUCUUCAAUGUUCAAAGAGCAGGAAUAUGCAGAAGUUGCAAUCAGGUCUCUUUCACAGGAGAUGCAAAAUGUUCACUUUAAAGUUAGUCCAACUGAAGCAUCAGAUACCAAAGAUGCAGUACAGGUCCAGUCUCUUUCAGAGGAGAUUCAAAAUGUUAAGUUUGAAAACAGUCAGACUGAAGUACCAGAGACUAAAGAGACAAUACAUGUCCAGCCUCUGAAACAGUUACCAGAGGAAGAACACACAGCAAUAGAAACAGAUCUUUAUUCCAUCAAUGCCGAGUUUUUCACUGAUGAUCUCCAGUCAAUAGAUAUGCUACAUCUCACCGGCUCCCCUAAAGGCAUGAAAUUCAUUGAUCAAGUGAGCCUUAGAAACAGUAGUAACCAGUAUUUGAAAACAUUGCCACAGGUGGCUGAGUACAUUGAGCCUCUAUAUGAAGCUUUCAUAUGUCCACUCACACAGAAAAUCAUGGAUGAUCCAGUCACCAUUGAAAAUGGAGUGACCUAUGAGAGGAGGGCUAUAACAGAGUGGUUCAAGAAGUUUGAAGAUAGUUCAGGUGUAAUCUGCCCAACCACAGGGAAAAAACUAUCAACUAGAGAUUUAAACACCAAUGUAGCUUUAAAGACCACAAUAGAAGAGUGGAAGGAAAGAAAUGAAGCAGCAAGGAUAAAAGUUGCCCGGGCAGCUUUGUCAUUAGCCAGCUCAGACAAUAUGAUCCUUGAGGCACUAAAGGACUUGCAAGAUCUCUGCCAACAGAAGAAACAAAAUAAAGUACAGGCACGUAACAUGGGAAUGUUAUCAUUACUUGCUCAUAUUCUGGAGUAUAAAGACAGGAAGGUUAGGUGUGCAACACUGGACACAUUACGGUUACUAGUCAAGGAAGAUGAUGAGGGCAAGGAUAUCAUUGAACAGACAAAGGCAAUUCCAACAACAAUCAAAAUGUUGUCAAGUAACUACCUUCCAGAGAAACAUGCAUCUUUGCUGUUCUUGCUUGAGCUUUCUAGGUGCAAAUCACUUUGUGAGAAGAUUGGAUCAGUUACUGGGUGCAUUCUGAUGCUGAUCACAAUGAAAUACAACUAUUCUUAUGAUCCCUUUGCUGCUGAGAAAGCUGAUGAAAUCCUACAGAAUUUGGAAACAUCUUCAAAAAAUGUUAUGUGCAUGGCAGAGAAUGGCCUUUUGGAACCACUUCUACACCAUCUUAUUGAAGGUACAGAAGAGAUGCAAAUGGAAAUGGCAAGGUGCCUUGGAGAAAUUGUUCUUGCACGGCAGAUCAGAACACAUGUGGCUGAGAGAGCUUCUCCACCUCUGAUUAAGAUGGUGCACAGUGGAAACUCCCUAACAAGGAAGGCAGCAUUAAAAGCUCUAGUUCAGAUCUCAUCCUACAGCCCUAACAGAAGAAUACUUGUGAAUGCUGGUACGGUGCCAAUCAUGAUUGAAGAGAUUUUCAAAAGGACAAUCGACAAUGAGCCCAUGGAUGCUAAGGAAGAAUCUGUUGCAAUCCUUGCAAAUAUACUUGAGUCUGAUCAAGCUCCAGAAGACCUCCAAGUAAGCACCCAAGGUCGCACAAUGGCAUCAGACCAUGUUGUGUACAAAAUCAUCCAGAUGUUGAAGAGUUCAUCCCAAGAUGAAGUCAAAUUCAACCUCAUUAGGAUCCUCCUCUGCCUCACAAAUGCCCCUAAAGCAACAGUGACCAUUGUUUCUGUUGUCAAAGAGACUGAAGUCAGCUACAACCUGAUAGAAUUGAUCAAUUCUCCACAUGAGAAACUUGGAAUUGCAUCAAUUAAACUCCUCAUAACACUUUCACCCUACAUAGGGCACACACUUUCUGAAAGGCUCUGCAAGACUAGAGGUCAACCAGAGAGCCUAAUCAAGAAGCCAACUGAAAUAAACCAAAUCACUGAAAAACAUGCAGUUUCAGCCAACUUCCUAGCUAGGCUUCCCCGCCAAAACCUAACACUCAAUCUAGCCCUCCUCCACAAGAACACAGUCCCUACAAUCCUUGAAACAAUAAAUGAAAUCCAAAUAACUGGAUCAAGAGCAAGUAGGUUUGCUAUUUCAUACCUAGAAGGCCUAGUAGGCAUUCUUGUCAGAUUCACAACUACACUAUACGAAUCUCAAGUGCUACUACUAGCAAAAAGCCAUAACCUCGCAUCAGUUUUCACAGAACUACUCAUAAGAACAGAAAGUGAUGAAAUUCAGAAACUAUCAGCAAUUGGGUUAGAGAACCUUUCGUCAGAAUCCAUAAAUCUAUCAAGACCACCACAACUUAAAAAAUCCAACUCCAAGAUAACCAGGCUUCUGUCAUUUCAUUCAUCAAAGGAGCGGAGUACACAAAUCUGCCCAGUUCACAGAGGAGCUUGUUCUUCACAGACCACCUUUUGCUUGCUUGAUAACAAGGCUGUGGAAAGGCUGUUGGCUUGUUUGGACCAUGAAAAUGUUGAGGUGGUUGAGGCUGCGCUCUCGGCUCUAUGUACCUUGUUGGAUGACAAGGUCGAUGUGGACAAGAGUGUGAGUUUGUUGAAUGAAAUGAAUCUCAUCCAGCAUCUCUUGAAUGUUAUGGGGGAGCAUAGAAAGGAGAGUGUGCAACAAAAAUCAUUCUGGCUGGUUGAGAGGUUCUUGGUGAGAGAUGGAGGCAGAUCUGUUUCUGUUUUAUCACAGGACAGGUUCUUGCCUUCUAUAUUGGUAAGUGCUUUCCAUGGCGGAGAUGUAAACACAAGGCAGAUGGCUGAGAAGAUUUUGAGGCAUUUGAAUAAGAUGCCAAACUUCUCAACACCCAAAUUCUAAAUAUGUUUUCAGAUUUACUGGUUACAGUGCAAGAACCAAGAUCAAAAUAUGCAACAAUGCUCUGACUUUGUUAGUAGAAUUUGAACAAAAUUCCAUCAAUACAAGUGGGACGUAUUGCCUGCUUGACUAAAGAAUGAGCUAGUGUUAAAGAUCCUGAGUGCAGCUAUGUAAUAUUGUAAUGUAACUUUGGAUUAAGUGCCACCUCCAAUAGCUCUCUAAGGCUAAUAACUUCUGCA